AUGCCUCGAGACAACCCCCUGACCUACCUGUCUACAGUUGCUGUCUUGGAGUUUGUCAGCUUUGACAAACGAAUCAGUUUUUUUGAGAGUAAUGGAUGUAUGAUGAGUAUGACAAACUUGUCAACUGGGAAAACUAUCGAUCGUGUUAUACAAGUCCCACUGGAAGAUGCAGCUGAGAAGUUCGCAUUGUAUAAUUUAAGUAGAAAGGGGACUCAUAUCAAGCGUUUAGACAUGGGUCCCGGACCGGCUUUCAUUGUGAACUGCGUUCCGAUUGCUAUCAAAAACUUGACUGUCAGAAAAGCUUCUGAAUCUUCAUGGUUCCCAACAGUUAGCCCAAUUGAAAAUGUAAAAACGGACUGUGCAAUCAGAGAAGAUACUUUCAAAAUGGCAAAACACGUAACAGUACUGAUUCCGGGGCCUCGUGCGAUAGGAGUCAACACGGAAGUAAUUGCAGAGUGGAAUUGUGAAUCCAUCAAAACUGAUGUACCAAUGUCAAAGGAAGAGGUCGCGGAUUACUGUAUCCAAGUAUUAAAAAGAACGGACAGACCGAUUGGAAGCUUGCUGACAGCUUCACUUCGUUACCCAACAUAUAAUGCGUGGUAUAAUUCCGAGAUGACCAGUUCACCAGUAGAACGGUUGUUCGAUUUGCUCCAGUCGAGAAUGAAGGCGACAAAAACUGUGUUAAAUGAAGAGCAAUGCGCAACUGUUCCAAUUGACGUAUCAAAAGAGCUCAACAUCUACAACUCUAACGAGAAUAGGUUAAAUUUUGUGAUUCAUGUCAAUGCGAGAGGAACUGCAAUCGAUCAAGUUGUUUGA
Molecule: messenger RNA, 816 nt
Organism: Caenorhabditis remanei
Lineage: Eukaryota; Metazoa; Nematoda; Chromadorea; Rhabditida; Rhabditidae
Exons: 5
Coding region: 1-816 (271 amino acids)
Source: RefSeq, a predicted model, not a curated record